This is a messenger RNA of Aureobasidium subglaciale EXF-2481, 1011 nucleotides long. RefSeq lists its product as uncharacterized. The record is from RefSeq and is a predicted model, not a curated record. NCBI's taxonomy places the organism in Eukaryota, Fungi, Ascomycota, Dothideomycetes, Dothideales, Saccotheciaceae. The coding region runs from base 1 to 1011 and encodes 336 amino acids. The transcript has a single exon.
AUGCGUAUUUCAACCAUCAAACAGCGCAGCGUGCGCGAUGUACGCCGACGACGCAGGUCAAAGCCAAGUGCAAUUCCGAAGAGGUCGAACGAUACUCCCUCAAUUACACCGCAUUUUUCCGAGAGUUCUGAGAACGAUACGAUAGUCAUCGAUUGCAAAGCUGGUAUUGCGCAAAUCACAAUCGUCAACGGUGCGAAUAGCGAGACAGCAACCUAUGACUGUUCAUUGUCCGGGCAAAACACUAAGUCUGUCUCGUUUCAUCGGCUUGAUUUUGACGAGUCUGUACCACUUCGUCUUGAAGUCCUUGGCUGUAAUGGACGAGUCAGGAAAGUCGCAAAUGUCUGGCAAAUGGUAUGUCGGGAAUUUGUUCAAAUAUACCGCUCGAACAUCGUAUUACGCAAACAAUCAGCAGUAGGAACCUGCACGCGAUGCAUCGAUGAAAGCGAUGACGAUGACGACGCAAAGCUGGAAGGACACAAAUGGGCAGUCUUGCUCAACGAAAAGGGUCCGGAUGGUAAACUGAGCAGAGCAAAUACCAUCGACUUGCGUGUUGGUGCUAUUCUCGAUGGAGCAGUCAUCUACUAUGAAGAUGGACACAAGACACCCUGUGGGCUUCAUUAUACUCAGAGCGGCUCAGCACACUACUUUGGUGGUGGCAACUCGCAGAAGCUGCACAUCCCACCAGGCGUCGACAUCGUCAAAGUGGAAGUCAAGCUGUCAGGCUGGGAUCACAAGAUUUUAGGUGGUAUAAGCAUGACUUUGUCAGAUGGAACAAAAGCAGGAGCGCUGAACACGAGUUGGUUCACUGGUAGUAUCUUUGGGAGCAAAGACAUCAAGGUGUUGGAGGCUGGGCCAGGAGAGAAGAUUGUCGGGUUCUAUGGGAGCAGCUCUCACUACACCGAGGAGUUUGGCAUCAUCACAGCGCCUGAGGAUGUUGAUCUGCCGCCUCAAGCAUAUGACAUGCCACAGUUACAGAAUGUCCAGGCAAGAGAUUGGGCUAAGAACAAGUAG